UCCUUACUACUGCUAAAACUACUCUAACAUGCGACUGUCCAGAGAGCAACUCCGUGAUACCUUCAGCUCUCCGACCAACACUGUAUUCUACGAAUAAUAGGGCCGGAAGAAAUGAGAAUGAAUAUAUAGAAAACACAGCUGAUAAAGUCAUCAUGUAUCGUUAAUAACUGACCCGCUAUGGGCAACCAACCAGAACGACUAAACUAUCCUAACAAAAACAAAACAUCAAGAGAAACAUCCCAAACCAUCUACCACAAUAUUUUCAAGAAUUUUCAGAUGCAGCAAAAUUCUUUGUCAGUUUGAAGCGACGAAAGUUUUGACACAUAAAUAUAUACGUGAAGUUAAACAGGCAUUGUGUGUUUCUGAGUGGCUAACUUGUGUCUUCCACUCUGCAGUCGCUUUACUUUCAGCACAUAAUCUCUGAUCAAACCACUUGCUAUGCAAGUUCAUCUCCGUAGCUUUUGUUGUAGUGUUUCGAGAAAGAAAGUAUCCAUUGAUAACAUUCUCGUUACAUACAGGAAAAAAAAAAUCUACAUUUGUCCUCCGUUUAAUUGUUUGCCUUAAUUUACUUCCAAUAUCAAAACAACCAACUUCUAAACAGCAGUUUAACAUAGGUGGUUCGUCCCUUUAUGCGAAAUAUUGAAAUUUUGGUCACACCCACAAAAAACAAAAGUCCCUAAUAAAAAGAAUCCAACUUUAUCAUGUAGGCCAAUCAAAGUAACCUCCCUGAAUCAAUUUAAUAUUCCUAUAAAACAUCCUAGUAAGUAAAUGGAAUUCAAUUACAUGACUACUACAGAGACAAUUAGCUGUGAGACGGAAAAGAAAUGAAAGUUUAAUCCUAGAUACGCAUGCGCUGUAAGAGUAGCUUUCACUUCCGUCUUUGGUUCCCAGAAACGAAAAUAUUGAUUAAAUGUAAACAUGUCUUUUUAAAAAUAUUUCUUCAUUUAUUAAAUGCCAGACAAAGCUCUAAUAUUAUCUUGCCAAAAAUAUUUUCUCUACAACCAGACACCGUCAUUUGUGAAAUAUUCCCAAUAUCAGAUGGUAUUGGCUAAAAAGAAAAUGUUUACAUCAGAUGCAUCAUCAAUAUUUAUCAUCUUUUAAAGACUUAAGGAAAAUGUUAUACAGAAAUUAUAUAACCCUGUUUGUAUAAAUCUGAUAGAAUUACUGUCUGGAAUCUGUUUAAGGUGACCUUUUCAUUCUCAUUCAACAUGGACAAAUUUACAAAAGAGAUUGCAGCAUCUUCAGAUAUUGACAAAGAGCACAGUUGAUGAAAAUAUAACAGUAAAAAUAUUUCUUAUGAGUUAAAUAUAAAAAAAGAAGACAAGAAAUAUUUAUAUAUAUAUACACAUAUAUAUAUAUUGUGGUGAGAGAAAAAAACUUAUUGAAAAUGAAUUAUGUGAGCAGUAGGUUAAAUGUAAUUAAUGAUGAGAUAGUGAAAGAGAUAAGAAAAACAUCACAUCACUGUGAUAUCUGUAAGAAGUCAUUCGCUAAAAAAGGCAACCUAAACACUCACAAACGUAUUCAUACAGGUGAAAAACCAUACUAUUGCGAUAUCUGUGGUAAAUCAUUCUCUGAAAAAAGCAACUUAUCAAAACACAGAUACAUUCAUACAGGAGAGAAGCCAUAUCACUGUGAAGUCUGUGAUAAAUCAUUCUCUCAAAGAGGUCAUUUAACUAGUCAUAGACAUACUCAUACAGGAGAAAAACCAUAUCACUGUGAUAUCUGUGGUAAAUCCUUCUCUGUAGGGAGUAACUUAACUAAACACCAACGCAUUCAUACAGGAGAGAAGCCAUAUCAUUGUGAUAUCUGUGGCAAAUCUUUCUCUGCAACAAGUAACCUAAAUGUACAUAGACAUAUUCAUACAGGAGAAAAACCUUAUCACUGUGAUAUCUGUGGUAAAUCAUUUUCUGCAGCAAGUAACUUAACUAUACAUAAGUACAUUCAUACAGGAGAGAAACCACAUCAGUGUGAUAACUGUGAGAAAACAUUCUCUGCAACAAGUAACUUAACUAUGCAUAGACAUAUUCAUACAGGAGGGAAACCAUACCACUGUGAUAUGUGUGAUAUAUCCUUCUCUCAUGGAAGUGCUCUAACGAUACAUCACAGAUAUGUUCAUAAAGGAAAGAAGCCAUAUUUCUGUGAGAUCUGUGGUAAAUCAUUCUUUGCUAGAAGUAAAUUAACUAUACACAGACAUAUUCAUACAGGAGAGAAACCAUACCAGUGUGAUAUCUGUGGUAUAUCAUUCUCUCAAAGAAGUCACUUAACUACACACAAACAUAUUCAUACAGGAGAUAAACCAUAUCAUUGUGAUAUCUGUGGCAAAUCAUUUUCUCAAACAAGUCAUUUAAUUAUCCACAAACGUAUUCAUACAGGAGAGAAGCCAUAUCACUGUGAUAUCUGUGGUAAUUCGUUCUCUCAAAAUAGUGAUGUAACUAAGCACAAACGCAUCCAUAUAGGAGAGAAACCAUUUCACUGUGAUAUUUGUGGUAUACCAUUUUCUCACAAUAGGUACUUAACUAAACACAAACGCCUUCAUUUAACUGAGAAAUCAUAUUACAAUGAUAAAUCGUUCCCUGUAAAUAGUAAGUUGACUGAUCACAAACACAUUCAUAGAGGAGAAAGGCAAUAUCACUGUGAUAUCUGUGGGAAAUCGUUCUCUGUAACAAGUCACUUAAUUACUCACAAACGUAUUCAUACAGGAGAGAAGCCAUAUCACUGUGAUAUCUGUGGUAGAUCCUUCUCUCAUGCUGGUAACUUAAAAAGACACAAGUAUACUCAUACAGCAUAAAAGGCUGAUGACUGCGAUAAAUCAUUCUUCCGAACAAUUACCUACCUACAUAUGAAUAUCUUAAUACAGAAUACUGUUGCCAUCAUUGUUUUAACAUUCACUUUUCCUUGCUUGCACAGGUCAGACAGAUAAUUGAGGCAAAUUUUCUGUGGCCUACUCUCUCUCUUUCUCUCUCUUUCUCUUUCUCUCUCUCUCUCUCUCUCUCUCUCUCUCUCACACACACACAUAGCCCAACUAAUUAGGGAGAGAGUCAGAUUAGAUGAGAUGCAGUUUGGGUUUGUGCCAGGGAAAAGCAUCACUGAUGCUAUAUUUCUGGUAACACAGCUGCAAGAGAAAUAUCUAGCCAAAGAUAAACCUCUGUACCUGGCUUUUGUUGAUAUGGAGAAAGCCUUUGACAGGGUACCUCAAUCCCUUAUCUAGUGGUGAAUAAGGAAACUAGGGAUAGAUGAAGGGUUAGUGAGAGAGCUGUGCAAGCCAUGUACAGGGAUGCUGUCAGUAAGGUGAGGGUUGGCAACGAGUACUGUGAAGAAUUCCCGAGUAGGGCUCCACAAAGGAUCAGUCCUCAGCCCCCUCUUAUUCAUCAUAGUCCUCCAGGCAAUAACAGAGGAAUUCAAGACAAGAUGCCCCUGGGAGCUCCUCUAUGCUGAUGACCUUGCUCUAAUUGCUGAGUCACUAUCAGAACUAGAGGAAAAGUUUCAGGUGUGGAAGCAAGGAUUAGAAUCGAAGGACCUUAGAGUCAACCUAGCUAAAACCAAAGUCCUAAUUAGUAGGAAGGCAGACAAACCACAAAUCCCUUCAGGUAGGUGGCCCUGCUUGAUCUGUAGAAAAGGCGUAGGUAGAAACUCUAUAAGAUGCACCCAGUGUAAGCUAUGGACACAUAAGAGGUGGAGCAAUAUCAAAGGAAGGCUAACUGGGAAGAUAGUUUUUGUAUGUGGCAAAUGCUCGAGCAAUAAACACUGAAAAUGUGCAGAAAAUAACUUCUGCCACAUUCCAGGGAGAAAAUCUAGACGUAGUUGAUAGCUUCCGUUACCUAGGUAACCAAGUCAGUAGUGGGGGAGGGUGCGCUGAAAGUUUAGCUGCUAGAAUAAGAAUAGCCUGGGCAAAGUUCAGAGAGCUCUUACCUCUGCUGGUGACAAAGGGCCUCUCGCUCAGAGUAAAAGGUAGACUGUAUGACGCAUGUGUACGAAACAGCCAUGCUACAUGGCAGUGAAACAUGGGCCUUGACUGCUGAGGACGUGCGUAAGUUUGCAAGGAAUGAAACCAGUAUGCUCCGCUGGAUGUGUAAUGUCAGUGUGCAUACUUGACAGAGUGUAAGUACCCUGAGAGAAAAGCUGAACCUAAGAAGCUUCAGAUAUGGUGUGCAAGAGAGACAACUGCGCUGGUAUGGUCAUGUGUUGCAAAUGGUUGAGGACAGCUGUGUGAAAAAGUGUCACACCCUAGCAGUUGAGGGAAACUGUGGAAGAGGUAGAUCCAGGAAAACCUGGGAUGAAGUGGUGAAGUAUGACCUUCGAAUAUUGGGCCUCACCGAGGCAAUGACUAGUGACUGAGACCUUUGGAGAUAUGCUGUGCUUGAGAAAACCCAACAAGCCAAAUGAAAUCAUAAUUGUGGCUGUUGUCAGUGUCACAUAACUGGCAUGUAAAAAGCACUUUUCUAGUGUUGGGUCUCACAGGCAAUGUGGCUGAUACCAGUAUCACACAACUAGCACUCAUGCUGGUGGCAUGUAAAAAGCACCUUUCAAGUGCUGGGCCUCACAGAAGCAAUAACAAAUGUCUGAAAUCUUUGGCAAAAUGCUGUGCUUGAGAAACCAAGUGAAAUCGUAGUUGUGGCAGAUAUUAGUGUCACGUGACUUGCACCUGUGCCGGUGGCACAUAAAAGGCACCCAUUACACUCUUGAAGUGGUUGGUGUUAGGAAGGGCAUCCAGCUGUAGAAACCAUGUCAAAUCAGACUGGAGUCUGGUGCAGCCCCCUCAGCUUACCAGUCCUGGUUAAAACUGUCCACCCCAUGCCAUCAUGGAUAAUGGAUGCUAAAUGAUGAUGAUGAUGAUGGGUGGUAUAAUUUGUUUGUUGUUACUCUAUUGUAAAAGCAGAAUGGUUUCAACUUGAAUUGAUUUAAUAUUUGAAACUUCUGAAGAGAACACAGACGAGGUGGGCAGAGUCAUUUACUCCAUUGAAAGCACAACCUGUGAGUCAUCAUUGUCACCAUUGUCAUCAUUGUCUGCCUGUUUUGCAUUCAUGAAAACCGGAUUAAGCAUUGUCAUCAACAUGUGUAUGUCAUAUAUCAUAUUUUAAUACUUUUUUUUUUCUUUCAUCUCAUCUCAACUGUUGUAAGACCUGUAAUCUUGAAUUAUGGCCUCAUAACUCUUUAUGAAUAUUCUUGACAUGGAAUUUACCUAAAUUUGGUUUAGUCUGGAAUUAUUAUUCCAUCAUUUUUUAUGUAGACCAUUUAACCAAAACUUGUGGUGACACAAUGAUGUAUUAUUGAAUUCACAAACUUGAUCUGCAAAUCAAAUUUUCACAUUGAUCUCAGUUAGAAAUCUAUAAUUAUCACUGUAUAAUUUAUUGACAUUAUAUGAUAUUAAGUAGUAGAUAUUGGAUGCUAUCAUACAAUGAGUGAGAUAAAGAACAAUAGGAUAACUUUGUGCAUUAAACACUUAUGAAGUUGAUCAUCUUAUGAACAUGUAAUGUGCCCAGUUAGGUGCUAGUUGUCAGGGCAGGAACAGGUGUUGGGAAACACAUUUUCCCCAAUCAUUGAUGCUGUUAAAACGUGAUUACUAAACCCUAUACAUGUGAUAUUUUGUUAUUUGUGAACUCAAAGGGCCUUUUAAGGUUCACUUAACAAAGACCAAAUUUCUAGUAAGAAAGAAAACAGACAGUGUAUAGGAACAGUGUAAGCAGGACAUGCUGUGGACAGACGAGCUGCAGUGGAAUUGCAGGAAGAAUAACAGAGAAAGUAAUGUUUGUUUGUGGGAAAUGUACAGUUGACAUAGGAUUUCCUAAAAGGCUGUGGAAGCUGCCUCGAGGUAAUAGAAUCUUACUAUUCUCAAUGGAGGAAGAUGUUCUGAAAGUAGAAUUGUUGAAACAAGAAAAGUAUGAGGAAAGGUCAGAGCUAUUAUCUCUGUUAGAACAUGGAUAUUAAAUAAUGACCAUUAGACCACUUCUGUUGAAGUUAACUACAGAUUACUUGGAAUCAUGUUGUUUUGAUUGGUCACCAGGUUUAAUAUCACCACCCUACAUUGAAAUUUCAAGUGUCAUUCUGUUUGCUUCAUAAAUAGCACUUCCUUCAUAGUUUCAUAAUAUAUGGCAAAAUAUCACCUAAUGAAAUGGAGAGUGGUUAUGUAAUAUUGAUAUGUAAUGAGCUUGUUAUUUUUUUUAAUAAACUAUGCUUUUGAAAUGUAGUGCUGCUUUCAACUA
Molecule: messenger RNA, 6200 nt
Organism: Octopus bimaculoides (California two-spot octopus)
Lineage: Eukaryota; Metazoa; Mollusca; Cephalopoda; Octopoda; Octopodidae
Source: RefSeq, a predicted model, not a curated record